AUGAACGUGAACAUGAACAAUCUUCACCUUACCGAGAAUCAAGCACAAUUCAGGCAGGCUAGCAACCUCGAGGCUGCCAGCAACAACCUUCCCUACCAAGCCUCGAGCUUGCAGGAAGGCUUCUCAUACGAGCCUUACCAGCGAGCUGCCCAGACCACGAAUCUAGCAGCCAUGAACUCGAACGCCGGAAUCCCACCGCAGGAAUAUGCGAGAAAUGGAGAGACGGAUGUGCAGAUGGAGGACGCAGACCCUUAUAACCGUUCCAAGUACCCCUCUCGACCUUCACACCACAAUAGGCUGUCGCAGCAGUUCAUGCAAGAGAGUUCUGCAGCCCAAAGGUAUUCUCCUAUGAACAUCUCCACCUCUUCCGCUUCUCAUAUAUCUAGCCCCAAGUCGCAACAAACAAGCUCCUUCACUUACAGCAUUCAAUCCCCCUCGUCGCGACAAUCGCCUACUCGAGCAUACAGCGGCGACCGCUUCGCUGAACCUCCCACCCCGACUCGCUUCAAUUCUCAAUUCCUGCCCUCUCUACAGCGAUCCGAUGUGAGCCCAGACUCUUAUUUCCAGCCUCCGUCCACAAGCCAGACAAUGUCACCUGCUACUGGUGUACGCACCCCAGGCUCGAUUCAGUCUUCCCAACCACGUCUGGGCCCUGUUCCACGGUUCAGAAAAGUACAAAGUAUGGGCGAGAUCACUCACAGCAUCAACCAGCAGCCACUGUAUCGACGAGCUGAUCCAGAAGGUGGAUUUCUGAGCCCACUCGAAGCGCUGACCACGCAGCUACCUGCGACCUAUCGCAUAUGUAACCCUAAUUUCAAAUACGAAUCAUCACGAAACCCCCGACGAGUGUUGACUAAACCAAGUAAGGGUGUCAAGAACGAUGGCUAUGACAAUGAAGAUAGUGACUACAUUCUCUACGUCAAUGAUAUCCUUGGAAGCGAAGACGCUGGUCAUAAAAACCGAUACCUGAUCCUGGAUGUGCUUGGUCAAGGUACCUUUGGUCAGGUCGUCAAAUGCCAGAAUCUGAGAACUCAAGAGGUGGUGGCGGUGAAGGUAAUCAAGAACAAGACAGCCUACUUCAACCAAAGUAUGAUGGAAGUAUCAGUGCUGGAUCUGCUGAAUCAAAAAUUGGACAAAAACGAUGACCACCAUCUGCUUCGGCUCAAGGACACAUUCAUCCACAAGCAACAUCUAUGCUUGGUCUUUGAACUCCUCAGCGUUAACCUUUACGAGCUCAUCAAACAAAACCAGUUCCGUGGGUUAAGUACAACUCUGGUCAGAGUGUUUGCACAGCAGUUACUCAAUGGCUUGACUCUGCUCAAUAAAGCCCGCCUGAUACACUGCGACCUGAAACCAGAAAACAUUCUGCUGAAAAAUCUCGAAAGUCCGAUCAUAAAGAUUAUCGAUUUCGGUUCUGCCUGCGAUGAAAGGCAAACAGUGUAUACAUACAUACAGUCUCGGUUUUACCGAUCGCCCGAAGUCCUCUUAGGUCUGCCGUACUCAUCAGCCAUCGAUAUGUGGUCACUGGGAUGCAUUGUGGUCGAACUGUUCCUAGGUCUGCCUUUGUUCCCUGGCUCGUCAGAAUACAACCAGGUGUCGCGCAUUACCGAGAUGCUUGGCCUACCCCCUACCUGGAUGCUGGAGAUGGGCAAGCAAUCUGGCGAAUUCUUCGAGAAAACUACUGAUGAGUUCGGAAGAAGAGGAUAUCGGCUGAAGAGUAUGGAGCAGUACUCGAGGGAACAUAACGUAAAGGAACAGCCGAGCAAGAAGUAUUUUCAGGCCACGACUUUGCCUGACAUAAUCAGGAGUUACUCCAUGCCGCGCAAGAAUAUGAAACAGGCGGAAGUCGAAAGAGAAAUGAACAAUCGCGUAGCCUUUAUCGACUUCGUACGAGGACUCCUAACCACUAAUCCUCUCGAAAGAUGGACUCCACAACAAGCAAAAUUACAUCCCUUUAUCACCCAGCAAAAGUUUACCCAACCAUUCGUACCACCAAUGAACUUGAAGAAUGCAUCUGGUAAACCCCCAGCUCCUGGGGUACAGCAACAACAGCAAGCUGAAGCUCUGAGCAAACAAAGGGCUGCUCAGGCCGCACAAGCUGCGCAGGCACAAGCGGCUGCCGCCGCCGCCGCGACUCAAUCUGCUUAUGCCAUGCAGAUGAAUCAAUAUUCACAGAAUGCCUACCCACCACAACCGCCAGCUUAUGGCAAUAUGCAUGGUGGCACUCCCCAGGGCGCACCACCACCCUAUCCGACAUCGAACUAUCCACCAUACCCCCAAGGCCAGAUACCUGGCAACCAGUAUGGUGUCCAGCAAAGCCUGUACCAGCAGGCCACGCAAAGAGCUGGUAGGCAGAGAGCUGCCACUAUGGAUCAAGGGCAGGGUGGAAUUCCACCUGCUAUACAAAGAGUUGCGAGUCAUCUUGAUCCUACUCAGCCCAUCCGCCUGCAGCCUAGUCCAGCGUAUUAUCCUCCACCUGCUGAUGUGUAUAUGGACUCACCCUCCUCGAAUCGUCGAAGAAACAGCAGAAACCAACGUAACAGAGAUUUCAUUCGCACCUUGGAAGACGGUGCAAUGCAGCAAUGGCAAUGA
Molecule: messenger RNA, 2592 nt
Organism: Lithohypha guttulata
Lineage: Eukaryota; Fungi; Ascomycota; Eurotiomycetes; Chaetothyriales; Trichomeriaceae
Gene: YAK1
Product: dual specificity protein kinase yak1
Exons: 2
Coding region: 1-2592 (863 amino acids)
Biological process (GO): peptidyl-serine phosphorylation; peptidyl-threonine phosphorylation
Cellular component (GO): nucleus; cytoplasm
Molecular function (GO): protein tyrosine kinase activity; ATP binding; protein serine/threonine kinase activity
Source: RefSeq, a predicted model, not a curated record